AUCCUCGUAUAUAUCUUCUCUAGAUUUCCGUGAUGCGUAUGGUUAACCUUAUCAAGAAUGUGUGAUAGAUUUUCUAAUAUCAUCGAACAUUUUCCAAUGUGAUCGUUUCUGAGAUGUUGAAAUCUGUGUUCUUGGUUCUUUCAAUUUAUACGAACAUACUGAGCAAUGCGGAAAAAUUUCCUGCAACUUUCUUGUUUGGGGCUGCCACAUCUGCCUAUCAAAUAGAAGGAGGAAAUGCAGAUAUUUACGGAAAGGGUGAGAACGUCUGGGACUAUCACAUCAAGAAAAAUCCCUACAUAAUAGAAAACAAAUCCAAUGCUGACAUAGCCUGCGAUUCAUACCACAAGUAUAGGGAGGACAUCGAGCUUCUCAAAUAUUUGGGGGUGAAUUUCUAUCGCUUCUCCAUAUCGUGGAGCCGAGUACUUCCAGAGGGGUACAGCAAUAAAAUUAAUAUACACGCCAUCAAUUACUAUAACGAUAUCAUAAAUUUGCUGCUGAGGAAUGGGAUAGAACCAAUGAUAACAAUUUAUCAUAGGGAUUUGCCACGAAAACUGCAAGAACUAGGCGGUUGGACCAACCCUUACAUGGCCUAUUACUUCGAGGACUAUGCUAGGAUCUUGUUCACCCAUUUUGGAGACAGGGUGAAAUACUGGAUAACCUUCAAUACCUGGUGUUAUGGCUACGGUGACAAUACUGAACCACCCUUCAUAAACCAACCUGGCAUUGCAAAUUAUCUGUGUCAAAACGUCAGGCUCUUAGCACAUGCUAAGGUUUACCAUCUGUACGAUCAGGUUUUCAGGAAAAAACAGCUUGGUCAAAUAGGAAUAACCGUCGAGAAGCCCUGGAUAGAACCGGCCACCAACGAUUCGGAGGACCUGGAGGCGGCAGAGAGGGCCCGACAGUUCACGUUUGGCAUCGUCGCCAAUCCGAUCUUUCAUCCUGACGGCGAUUAUCCGGAAAUCGUAAAAGCCAGGGUCGGCGACAGGAGCAGGAAGGAGGGUCACGUGAGGUCGAGGUUACCGGAGCUGUCCAAGGAGGAGGUCGAGUACAUCAGAGGCACCUACGACUUCAUGGGGUUGAACUACUAUACGACUUUUUUGGCGAGGAACGACGACAUGAGUCAGGAUGAUGUGGGUGCUAAAAUGUCCCAAGGGAUGGAUUGGCAGAGAUCAGCGUCAGUUUGGCUGAAGGGAUAUCCCAAAGGUUUGAGGAAUCUGUUGAGAUGGAUCAAGGAUUCGUAUGACAGCCCCGAUGUUAUCAUCACUGAGAAUGGCUUUUCCGAUGAAGGCACUUCGAAUGAUACAGAAAGAAUACGUUAUCUAAGGGAUCAUCUGAACGAACUUUCGUUAUCAAUAGAAGAGGAUAAAGUUUCUGUCAAAGGAUAUGCUGUUUGGAGCUUACUAGAUAAUUUUGAAUGGAUGAGAGGAUAUAGUGAAAAGUUUGGUUUAUACCAAGUCGACUUCAAUGAUCCAAACCGUAAAAGGACCAAGAAAGCUUCAGUUGACUGGUAUAGAAAAGUUAUAAAGGAGAGAACACCAGAUGUUGAAUCAUAAUAAUGAAAGCUGAUUUAAUUUUUUUUAGAGUUGAUACCAUUAAAAGAUUUCCGAAAUGAAAA
Coccinella septempunctata (seven-spotted ladybird) is the source of this 1615-nucleotide messenger RNA. Its product is annotated as myrosinase 1-like. Lineage: Eukaryota; Metazoa; Arthropoda; Insecta; Coleoptera; Coccinellidae. The transcript is spliced from 9 exons. Bases 114 to 1553 code for a protein of 479 amino acids. Gene Ontology annotation, biological process: carbohydrate metabolic process. The record is from RefSeq and is a predicted model, not a curated record. Gene Ontology annotation, molecular function: beta-glucosidase activity.